AUGGCCCUGUUGACGGAGCUACUUGAGGUCACCCCAAAUGAGGCUAUAGCUGAGACACGUCAAGCAGGUGGGCCUCAUGCUUUCAGGGACCUGGUCCACUUGUACGAUCAUCUUAACGAGGCGUCGCAGGCCCUUACACGGCAGAUGGCCGAUUACAUUUCACUACUUCAGUGCUGGAUUUACGAGCACUUUCCGUCGGUCCAUCGAUGUGUCGUCGAUGAUGGUUAUGUUAAGGCUAGCCCACGUGCCUGUAGGUGGCUUACGGGUAAGGCCCAGAUGACGGGGAUUAAGGGAGCCCCGUACCGAGCACGUAUUGAUGCCCUGACAGUGACCGACGUCUAUUGGAUGUCGUAUGCUGAGCAUCAGGGAGUUCGGAGCUAUAAGUUGAUCUCCUCGUACACGGGCCAAGUCAGAUGGGGUCAGAUCAUUGUCUACAUUCGACCAGAGAGGGUGGUUCGGCAGUUUGGGUACAUUCAGACCGUUCCUCCGCCGUCGGUUCGUGAUUUGUUGACAGGUACUGAUAUAGACGACCAAUGGGUACACUUUUCAGAUCAUCUGGUGCCUACAGGGGAGCUCUGUGUAGUUCUUGGGCAGGUGGCCCCAGACUACAUGGAGUAG
Glycine soja is the source of this 618-nucleotide messenger RNA. RefSeq lists its product as uncharacterized. The record is from RefSeq and is a predicted model, not a curated record. The transcript is spliced from 3 exons. Bases 1 to 618 code for a protein of 205 amino acids. NCBI's taxonomy places the organism in Eukaryota, Viridiplantae, Streptophyta, Magnoliopsida, Fabales, Fabaceae.